This is a messenger RNA of Stylophora pistillata, 3628 nucleotides long. RefSeq lists its product as uncharacterized. Lineage: Eukaryota; Metazoa; Cnidaria; Anthozoa; Scleractinia; Pocilloporidae. Gene Ontology annotation, molecular function: zinc ion binding; mRNA binding. Gene Ontology annotation, cellular component: nucleus. The record is from RefSeq and is a predicted model, not a curated record.
UCUGACGGGACGGCUUGGUUUAUCACAUGUUGUCUACCAUUGUCGUUCCUCACCUAGCACACGUUCUGAAGAUAUGGCCAGUGAAGAAAGCACAAACAACGACACUACGGCGGUCAUUGAUGAACAGAAAGAUGAGAAGACAGAAGAUAACGAAGCUACGACUGCGGAACCCAAAGAAGACAACAAUGACACCCAAACCACCGAAAAAGACGGUAACGAAGACGAUAAAGAAGUGAAGUUGUAUGUUGGAAAUCUUCCAGACCGAUGCAGAAGAGCCUCUCUACAGGAACUGUUUGAAAAAUACGGAAAGGUUUCACAAUGCGAUAUAGUAAAGAAUUUUGCAUUUGUGCACAUGGUCGGUGAAAAAGGUGCAAAAGAGGCUGUUGAUAAAUUAGAUGAUUCAGAAUUUUCAGGAACUCACAUACAAGUGCAAUAUGCAAAAAGUAAAGGGAAGCCAUCUGAGGAUGAGUGCUUUCAGUGUGGUAAACAUGGACAUUGGGCGAGAGAUUGUCCAAAGAGGCGAAGGUAUGAUGAUCGUCGGGACAGAUACGACUAUCGUGGAUACGAUUAUGGGCCUCCCAGAAGAGGACCUUAUGACCGUCCCCCACCGCGAUAUUAUGACCCCUAUAUGGAUCGACGCCCUCCCCCCAGUAGAGAUUAUUAUGGUGGUUACAAUAAUUAUUAUAGAGGCCGCAGCCCUCAAAGGUCCCCUCCAAGAUAUACUGGAGCUUAUGAAGGUUACCCAACACCUCGCGAUGGGUAUGGAACUCGCAGGUACAAAUGCUGUUUUUAUUUAACUUUUCUAUGUUGAUUCUCUUGCGGCAAGCUUUACCUGCAAAGGAUCGAUGAGGGAAAUUUGUAGAAGAAUCUGGCUUGACAUGUAUUGUUUUUUGGUGCAAAUGUUUUGGCUAAAUCGCUCUAGCUUCAUUAGUCUGUUGGAUUGUGAGUGGCUACGCAACAUUAAAAUAUGUAACCACCGGCUCAGAAAAGCCCUCUAAUGGGGAGAGUCCAAAUGUACUUUUUGAAAUAUCUUCCAGUCAGAUUCUUAUAUGCAUUAAGGCUUCAGGACAUGGAAGAACCAUUUUUCCUUCUAAAGAAAGAGUUUCUCUGACUUUGUUUGAAACUGCAUGUGCAGUAAAGCAAUAGAGACCUGCCAGUAAUAGUCACAAAUUUUGCUUGUGAUCCUCAAUAUUUGUUGAAAUUGUUACCUGCUAGCAUUUGGUUUUUCUGGCCACUACUACUCGUACAUUUAAGUUCUUUGGAAUUCUGCUUGUUAGUAAAUGGACAUUUAUUUGUGAACUCAGCCAGGAGUUUUGUCAACCAUAGGCAAGGGGCAUCAAUAUCGGCAUUUUGUUUUCGUCACUGAGGUUUUUGUCUGCACGUACAAAGGUCCAUCCAAUUUUUUUUUAUAUUUGACUUUAUUUGAAAGAAUUUGCCACAAAGAAGUGUUGACAUUUUAAUUGUCCUUUACUCAAGUUUGUCAGGACUGGAAAAAAGUUACUAUGUCACCGAAUUUCGACCAGUUUAAUUGGGGAAUCUUUUCUUGUUCACAUGCCUACAAAGCUAUCAUGGCUAUGAGUUUAGCAGAUUCUAUGCUCCGUUUGCAGAUUUUCCAUAGGUUUCUUUUCUUUCUCAGGUAUUAAGUGUCUGGAAUUCCUGAGCGGCUGACGGAGCAAUAAACUUUCGUUGUGCGGUCGGUUUUGCAGAACCUGUAUGUCUUGGAAAACAUCUCGGAGAGGAUCGUGCGGAUUGACUGUUACUUUUUUUAAAAUUCCCUUAUACUGCAAUUUUUUUAAAUAAUUUUCUUAAGAUACUGUAAAUUGCCCGCUGAAAACUGUUAAAGUGUCACUGGUACGAGAUUGGUUUUUCUGGAAUUUCCGUCGUGUUUUAAGGGUUUUUUUUUACGUAAAUCUAUUGUAAUGUUUGGUAAAUACAACCUUUGUUAGUUACAUGUACCAUUUCUUAUUAAGAGACAAUAUUGACGGAAGCAAAUUGUAGAACAACAUUCAAACCUACCUGUAACUAAUAUUAAACUUCAUUGACACGAGAGUAUUCUUUUGUUCUAAAUCUCUAAGAAAUUGGAUGGAGACCUCGUAGAUCAUCGUCUUUGCCGGGUUCCCUAUCUCCUGUUCGUUGUCUCAUAUCUAUAGAAUUAUUCUACAGCAUUUUCCCGUGCUAGAUAUCAGUUGGUUGUGGAAUGUGAGUGAUCAUCGUUUCAGAAUCGCGAGGUUCUUCCCAGCGUUUUCCCGCGGUGGAUAACACUUUUGUGGCACAUGCCGUUAUCAUCGUUUCAGAAAUCGUGAACAUUCUCUGAAGCGUUUUCCAGCGGUGGAUGUUAGUCGGGUGAGGCAUUCCAAUGAUCGUCGUGUCAGAAAUCGGGGGCGUUCUUGGCGGCGAGGCACCGUCAUGUCAUUAUCGGCAGCGAAAUCGUGAGUAAUCGUCUUGUCGCACGGAAUCAAUCUGUUGUGUUUCCCGUGAACCAUAAUUCGCAAUGAAAACAUCCAUCCAAGGUGUUCUCAGGACAAACAGUGACAAAGAUGAUCAAUUUUUCUCAGGAUUCCUCUAACAGAUCUUUUCUUCUUUUGAUAUAGCCCCAGCUUUAUAGUAGUCGUAGUGGUGGUAAUGAAAUUUUUCCUCACUUUCAUUUCAGACAGUCUCUUUGAAGCACGAUUGACAGACUAAGAAAUUCAUUGCCGUCCAGUCAUCUCCCCUAUUGCAAUGUUGGAAUUGAUAUCUAAACAUUGAUACUGGCUUCACUCUCAGAGAUGUGUGAUAGACCAUCACUCCGUCCUUACCAGGAAGAAGAUAUGUGGAAGAAACAUUUUCUCUUAUAGCAUUUUCCCUCUGGUUCUCAAAGUCUUUAAUGGGAAUUUAUUGGUGGACUUUCAGCUACUCUCCACGAGGUGGCAAUGGCGACAAUCAACAAUAAACUCAAACCACAUGUAACUCCAGGGAACGAACCUGGGAAUCGAACCCGGAAGUCGAACCCGGGAAUAGAACGGUGAGAGGCGAGUCCUCUCACCAUUGCGCGAUCCUCGCCCCCAGUCUUUUUUUGCGUUUUAUGUUGGUUUAUUUUCCGCCGAUCUUUAUCCACUAGACUACAAGCAACCCCCACUUUGAAGUAAGUCGAAGUGGACAAAUAAUUUAAUGCCGCCAACAAAAAGAAAACAAAAGUAUGUGAAAAUAGUUCCAGCUCGACUAGUGCUUUUUUCCCCUCGCCCAUGCUUUUGAGAUAAAUGAGAGACGGUAGUCUUUUCGGACCUCACUGAUUCAGUUAAACGGGUACUGUAGAGGCGCAGAGUGAAAAAAAAUUUGGUGUUCUGGGAUGACCACGUACCCAGAUCCUUUUUGAUUGAGAUGUAGCCUUUCUUUGUCUUGGUUAGACUCUUGGUAACACUUGGAAGAAGAUCAGGCUUACGUCAGGGUGUGACCUUUCCCGGAAUGCUCUCCCCUUUUUCACUCUGGGCUGCUAUCGUGCUCAUUUUGGUACGUGCCCCAUUCAGUUACUGAACCCCUGGAACAGGGUAAGCUUUGUAAUCGUUAGUCGAGGAGCGAGUUACAAUCUUCAUUCUCUUUUCUUUUUGUAUCAGUAGUGGUUGGACUAAAUAAAACAAUUGUAGCAAUCCUA